UUGAAAUCGAAUAAAAAGAUGUUUGAACAAUUUUUCGGAGGCAUUAUUUCCUACGAGUUAAAAUUAUAACAAUUGAUCAGGGUAUACAAACAAGAUGUCGAUUGAUUUGAGUAUAUACGUGAUGAUGGCAAUUAUCUGCAUGGACAGUUUAGUAUGCAGUGAUAAUUAUUCCCCGCCUAAUAUGCUAUGCCCAAGUGGUUAUUGGCCAGCUAAUGUGAAUAUAUCUGGUGGUCCGUAUAGAACUGAUCGAACAUUUGAACUGCCGUAUCUUCAAGAUGCUGAUGAACCAAUAUGUCAAUUUUGUCCUAAUGUUGGCUGUUUCAUAGUACGUCUAUCAACAGAUGUGAAAGAAACGCGAUCAACACAAUCAACGUCUAGCACUGUGACUACGUCUACUAGUACUACUUCGAGUACGAGUACGACUAUGACUACUACUCCAACUGCUUCGGCUACUUCCUCAGUGACUGAUACAUCAGGCACAACAAUAACAGGAACUUCAACAGAACUACUACUCACCACUAUGAAUAAUGCAACAGAAAUCAACAAUUUAAAUGAAACUCAAGAACCAGUAAAUUCAACAUUAAUUAAUAAUGAUGAUUCAACUACUCGCGAUGCAUUAUACAUGUCAUGUGAUCAUUGGGAUCAACUCCCAUCACCAUCAGAUAUUGUCAGUUAUCUAGACUGUGUUAUGAUUGGUCAUAGAAAGCAGUUCUAUUUAUUUAUUUAUGAACCAAGAUUUGGAAUAAAACCUCUACCAGCAGUGGAUUGUGUAGACGCUGACUUUUUAGCCUGGAUUCCAAAUGGAACUGAACUGUUGGGAUUGGAGCUAGGCUUUCGAAUGAAAAAAAUACCACCAUUUCUAUUCCGUUAUCAUCAGCGAAUUAUGCAGUCAACACAAUAUAUCUGUAUUGAUGGAUCCAGUUUAACAAAUAAUUCUUUUCAAUUUGAAGAUACUGAACGAUUUGCCAGUAAUAAAUUAACACAAGUUGUAUUUCGUACUUCAACAUCAUUACGGAGAGAACGUCUUCCACCGAAAGCACUGGACAGUCAUCAUACAACAGAAUUUCAAAGUGAUGAAGAAAUUCAAGCAUGUCCAUUCAUUGUUCAACAUAAACCGGCUAAUAUUACUCCGAAUACAGAUUGUCAAUUUUCACCUGGUGGUCUUCCAACUACAUCCGAUAAAGUUAGUUCACAUCAAGCUUUAGAACGAUGUCCAUUCCGUCGAUUGACACGAAAUAAACCACAACAAAGACGACGUAAAAGUCACACUGGUCUAGGUGAUGAAAUCAGUUUACCACCAUCAGUCCUCUCCGCUUGUCUAUUAAUUGUUGUCCUCUUGUUGACUGUCGGUAUAAUCAUCGCUUUCUGUGUUAUCAAUCAUGAAAAGUUGGUGUUGUGUAGAUCGCGUAGCAGUAAACGACGUGAAAGGGAAGCAGCACUGGCUCAAGAAUUGGCUGAGAAGGCGGCUAAAGAAGCUGCAGCUGCUAGUGCAGCGGAAGCGGAACAACAACAGGCGGCUGCAGCUGCCGCUGCCGCUGCCAGACAUCCUAUCUAUGCAAGAUAUGGAAUGAUUCCACCUAAUAUGGGUGGUGCAUUCGGUGCUUUUGCACCAAGACCAAUGGAUUUAACAUCAUCAUCAACAUAUCAAACAGUCUCUGGUGGAAAUAUGAAUAUGGCCUCUGGGAAUAUGGGACGCGGAAAUCCUGGUUAUGGUGGACAUAAUAUGUAGAUGGCUGACUAAUCCAUGUGUACAGAAUAUAUGGAAGACAAACGGGAUAACAGAUAUCUUGAAAUAUCUAAACAUGACUAUUUAUGCCUUUCUUCUCAUGUUGUAUAGAAAUAUUAUUUACUAUAUCUACACUAAUUAUUAGUAACUAACAUUCAUCUGCAUUUGUUCUGUUUAUUGAUUUUGUAAACCUUGUUGCAAGACUUAUUAUGAAUAAAUGAUACUAUCGAAAACA
This is a messenger RNA of Trichobilharzia regenti, 1961 nucleotides long. The record is from the annotation of a GenBank genome assembly. Lineage: Eukaryota; Metazoa; Platyhelminthes; Trematoda; Strigeidida; Schistosomatidae.